Molecule: messenger RNA, 2170 nt
Organism: Homalodisca vitripennis (glassy-winged sharpshooter)
Lineage: Eukaryota; Metazoa; Arthropoda; Insecta; Hemiptera; Cicadellidae
Product: prostatic acid phosphatase-like
Exons: 7
Coding region: 174-1430 (418 amino acids)
Biological process (GO): dephosphorylation
Molecular function (GO): phosphatase activity
Source: RefSeq, a predicted model, not a curated record
CAAGGAAGCUUUAGCUGUUAUCUUGCAGUCGGUGUAAAUUUGGCUUACUACUUAAUUAUAACUGAGCUCUAACAAAAACUACUAUCUGACAAAAAGUACCCGUGCAUAACUAUAUUAGUUUUCCCUACCAAACAAAAGCCUGAAACUUUAUAUAACAUUUUUUUUCUUAUGUCAUGAAUUUGAGCAAAAUGUCAGCAUGUCAUAUCUGGAUUUGUGUUCCUACGUUGGCAGUCCUGCUGAUACUUUACAGUUUGACAGAUGUUUUUAAACCUAACGUCGACAGUGUUAUCGCAUCCACAAUCAGUGAUACCAAUAAACUUGGCGCCAGAGCAGUACCAACAUUGCAGCUGUUAAUCGUUUUCACCCGUCAUGGAAGCAGAGGUCCUAGAUUUAACUACCCGAGUAGUCCAUACCAUCCCCUGGAUACCAACUAUUGGCCUAAUGGUUGGUUGGAGAUCACAGCCAGAGGUCAUGUCCAAAUGUACAAAUUAGGGAUGAAGUUCCGCUCCUUGUACAAUGGCUUUCUGGACCGCAUAUAUCGCCUGGAGGACUUGCAAGCCAACAGCACUCUGUUGACACGGACUAUGAUGAGUGCGAGUCAGUUCCUGGCGGGGUUGUUCCCUUCUCGUGACUACCAAUUGUGGAACAAAUAUUUACCCUGGCAACCCGUGCCGAUAUACCCUACUUACAAAGACCACCAAGAGAUCGCGUACGCUAUGUUUGCUAUGAAAUGUCCUAGAUUCUACGAAGCUUGGAACAAGUCUGUGGCAGAAUCCUUCCUCAGUAAUAGGCAAAAUAUUACCAAUCUGCUAAAAUACGCAAAACCUUUCACAAAAAUAGAUUUUGAUGAGUCUUUCAAUGACACCCAGUCGGCUUGGAUGACAAUCUUCACGAUGUGGGAGUCUAUCUUUCCGAUAAUUGAAGAAGGACUUCCACUGCCCAGUUGGAUGGACGAAGUCUAUCAGCGAAACUUGACUUUCUUGGCCGACCGAACAAUGAGGGCGGCUUCUGUGGGCUCGGACACACAGAUUAGAUUAAUAGAGGGUGUAUAUUUUAAGGAAAUUACGAAACUGAUGAGGUCGAAGAUCGAGGGUACCCUGCGCCCAGACAGGAAGAUGUUCUACUUCUGCGGGCAUGAUUUUACCCUCCUGGGAUUACAAGGUGUCCUGGGAUUGACGCACGAUCCAACUGGCCGCCUUAAUGCAAGGACGGGAUCUGCCUUAAUAUUCGAGCUCCACAAAGAUCUGCAAACUGAGAUGUUUUACGUUCAGGUAUUGUACAUAGACGGAGCCUCUCCAGAUUUGGAACCCCUAGACAUCAACAUCCCCGGCUGUGACUCUCCCUGUGACUUUCAUCUGCUGAUGAACAUCACUGAGAAAUACCACAACAUUACAAACUGGAAGAGAGAGUGCCAAAUUAUAGACAUAUAGUUAAUUGCUUCAAUACUUUUUGUCUAAAUGUCUAGUUAAUUCGUGUUAAAAUUAAUCUUAUAAUACAAACAAACAAAAUAUAGUUAAUUUCAGAAUGUGUACAGUUUUAAAACUCUAUUGGUUUUAGUUACAGAAUGUUAACUGAUUUAACCUAACAUUUUACUUUUAACGUAUAACAUAUUUUAUUUCAAUUUUUUUGAAAAUUUAUUUAUCAUUAGAGUGGAGGUGACCAGGCAAGAUCGCUUAGUUUUGAAAUUGCUUCUCUUUUUCAAUAGCUUUGUAUGAUAUUUUUUUUUAUUCUAAAUAAAUUUGUAAACCUCAGUUGAAAUAAAAUGGACCAGUGUCAGUUUUAAAAUGAUUAUGUUGUUUUAUCUUUAAGAUAAUAGUAAAUCAAUUAUAAAUUUCUAUCGAUAUUUCCAAAUGACGAAUUUAUAAGUUUGUUAAUUUAAUUAAUUUUUCAGGCUAUGAUCCCAAAUAUGCGUAUAAAAUUAAUUAUACUAGCACUGUUUAGUAUUAACAUGCCUGUAUUUAAUCCGGGGUUUUUACUGCAUGAUUCAUAAAAGGUUUGAUAACUCUCUACUGGAAAGACUAUAAUUUCAGAUCGUAGUUAAAUUGCUAUAAAUGUUUAGGUAUUUCCUACCAUUGUUCAAUAAACUUUACCUGUAUUAGACUUAGUUACGAAAUGUAAAUGUAUUACUUAUAAGAAUUAACUCAUUAUUGAAACAAAUAAAUUUAUUUGU